CUAAGAUUUCUGGUGAAUCCCUUAAGACAGUUUUAAAACCCACGUUGCCGUAUAUAAAUUUGGAUUCUGGGGGGAAAUGGUACCACUGUCAAGCUCAAAAAAUGCAUCAUUUGUUUUUCGCCGCUCUCCUUUCUUCCUGUGGUUGUCACCAUAUCAAAAAAUGAAAACUGCAGUGAGGGAUAUUCUGAUCAGCCUGGAUGGUCUUUGGAGAAGCCACUGAUCUGAUCAAGAUGCAGGACAACAAUUCAUCAGAAAGAUGCACCGAUCCUCCAAUGGGUUUCCAGGCUUCCUUGUAUGCAGCCACCUACGUUAUCAUCUUUGUUCCGGGUCUCCUGGGAAACAGCAUCGCCCUUUGGGUUCUGUGCCGCUUCAUCAAUAAGAAGAGCAAAGCUGUGAUUUUCAUGAUGAACUUGGCUGCCGCUGACCUGACCCACAUCGUCUCUUUGCCCUUACGGAUGUACUACUACAUCAACCACAGCUGGCCUUUCGGGGGCUUCCUUUGUCAGCUCUGCUUCUACCUGAAGUACCUCAACAUGUAUGCCAGCAUCUGCUUCCUUACCUGCAUCAGCAUCCAAAGGUAUCUCUUUCUGCUUCACCCUUUCAAAACCAAGGACUGGAAGUGCAGGUAUGAUGUGGCCAUAAGCGCUGCCAUAUGGACAGUGGUUGGGGCUGCUUGCUUGCCCCUCCCAAUCCUGAGGAGCCCUAGCUUAUCCAACGAUACCAACACCUGCUUUGCCGAUCUUGGCGUGAGGCAGUUGACUAUGGGAGCCUCAAUCACUCUGGUGAUUGUGGCUGAAUUCUGUGGGUUUGUGGCCCCCUUGAUGAUAAUCAUUUAUUGCACUUGGAAAAUGAGGCAAUCCCUGCAGGAGUCCCACACUCCUUUGCAACACACAAAUGAGAAGCAGAAAGCUUGGCACAUGAUCUUAGGGUGCGCAGCUGUGUUUUUCAUAUGCUUCACGCCCUAUCAUGUGAACUUCCCUAUAUUUAUGAUGGUGAAACAAGACAUCAUCACAGACUGUUCUGUACGCCGUAGAGCUUUGUACUUCCAUCCCAUUUCUUUGUGCCUCGCAAGCCUCAAUUGUUUUCUUGAUCCAGUUCUCUACUACUUCAUGACAUCAGAGUUCCGGGAAAGGCUCAAGUGCCGUCAUGCCACCAUUUUAAGCUGCCUCACCGAUCUUGACAGCAGCAGCACCAGAACCUCCUCAGCUGGUGGGGAAAGUGAGGGCAAUAACAGAAAUAAAAACGUUUUAAUGGCAUAUUUUUGGACACUUCGGCCACACAGGCCUGAAAGUGAUGGCAUGGAGUCUCCUCUCUCUUGCUAGUGAAGAGACAGUUCACACAUGCAUGUAUUUCCCAAGCAAUGGGAGAGCAAGGGGAUUCAGCACUUGACCCUCAGCUGCAUGUAUGAACAGGCUCCAUUGAAAAAGUAUUGUAUCUCAGUUGUUGCUGGGUAAUAGGAACGUUUUGUCUCUGGUAAUUAAUGUCUGGUGACUUGAGAACAAUAAUUUGAUACAACAAUUAAUAAGUCAUAUUUAGGAGCUGCCAGAACUGGAACAAAGAACCCAGGGAUCUGUAUGCUGCUGCCAUUAGGAUGACAAAGUGGAACAGACCCUGGGCAGGGAAGUGUUCCUAAGUUCUGUGGUGACUCCACCCUUCCAGGCCAGCCAUUGACUUCCCUCUGGCCUCAAAAAGCUGAUAAACACUUCCAGGUCAGGCUAGGGCUUUUUGCCUGCACGAUGAGACAGAUGGCUUCCACACACAAAAUGGCAGCCACUUUCCUGUUCUCCAGAAUGAUGUGAUGUCUGGGAAAAUAAAAUAGCAACUGCUAAGAAGCCUCCCUUCCCAAUGAAUGAGGAGUGCAAACCAGAGAUGGAGGAGGGAUCUGUUUCAGAUUUACACAUGUAACAUGGUGGUGCUAAUCCAAUCAAGCAACUUCAAGCCAUCUCUUGCAUUAACUGCUCAUAUAUGUUUCAGCCAUUUGUACAUUGUUGGCUUUAUUUAUUUAUUUAUUUAUUAAAGCCAAACUAAUUAUAUGCAAACAUAUAGUCCCAUG
This is a messenger RNA of Rhineura floridana, 2053 nucleotides long. Its product is annotated as putative P2Y purinoceptor 10. NCBI's taxonomy places the organism in Eukaryota, Metazoa, Chordata, Lepidosauria, Squamata, Rhineuridae. Bases 198 to 1322 code for a protein of 374 amino acids. The record is from RefSeq and is a predicted model, not a curated record. Gene Ontology annotation, cellular component: membrane. The transcript has 2 exons. Gene Ontology annotation, biological process: phospholipase C-activating G protein-coupled receptor signaling pathway; positive regulation of Rho protein signal transduction. Gene Ontology annotation, molecular function: G protein-coupled receptor activity.